This is a messenger RNA of Fusarium falciforme, 981 nucleotides long. Its product is annotated as HET domain-containing protein. The transcript has a single exon. The record is from RefSeq and is a predicted model, not a curated record. NCBI's taxonomy places the organism in Eukaryota, Fungi, Ascomycota, Sordariomycetes, Hypocreales, Nectriaceae. Bases 1 to 981 code for a protein of 326 amino acids.
AUGGCUUCAGCCCAAGACAUCACUGAGGGCGAGCAGCUACUGGAGACUUUAUGGCGAGAGCCUGGUAGAGCAGAAUUACGAUGUCUGUUGUGCCAAGAGCCAUUUACCGACGAUGCUCUCAUUCGUACGUUCCGCGUGGAGCCUCCAGGCGAUCACAGCCCCAGUUAUAGCAUUGUCGUGCCCACUCACAAGGGCGAUAUCCUCUUCUUCGAUCGACAUAUGAGUUGCGUGGCAGAGCACCAAGUCAGGUUCUCGGCGGUAUCGCAUGUCUGGGACUCCAGCAUCUCCCACGUGCAGCGACAACGACAGACGGUACCGCAGACCCCAGUGGCUGCACGUAACGUCUUAGACAUCUCGACCAAGGUUUACUCAGGCACUGAACAGGCCAAGGAUACGGCUGGCGAACUAUGGCUUGCCUACUUGAGCGUCCCUCAAUGGUCUGAUACCCUCAAGAACAGCAUUAUUCGCAUCACGCAUAAGCUCUUCACCACGGCCGAGACGACGGUUAUCUACUUUGGCGAUGUAGACUCAGAUGUGGUCAAACAGCUGUACAGAAAGGAAAGGUCUCCAGAACGUCUUGCUGCCGUCAUCUCUGUGUGCAACUCACAAUACUUCAAACGUGUCUGGACUGCUAUGGAGUUCAUCGGAAGCGGGCGUGUCAGAAUGAUGACAAGCGAUUGCACAUACUUCGGUGAUCUGGACGACCCUGCGUUCUUCAAUCGACUGUAUGAUGUCUGGAACGAGGAGCUUAGGCAUCAUGCUCAGGCCCAACGUUUGGAGGCGGAAGUGCAAAUGGGCAAGAAUGGCAAAAACCAGGUUCCAUGGAGCCUUGGAGCACUAAGAGAGGCAAAAGACUUGAAGAGAGUCAAUUUUGCAAUGGGUUCUACACUCCUCAAAGAGGGGAUGCCGAGACCAGGUGGACUACCUCCAUGCCCUGAGAGGCAUAGUCCCUGCGAGCUCAGCCACUCCGAUGAGCUCUGA